UUAGAAUUUACGUAGGCAACUUUCUUUUGCUUGGAAAGCCACAUUCUUUGUGAGCCGGUUUUUUUGUAAACUGUUCACAUAACGAUUUUCGAGUCUCUUAAUUAAAAAAGCAAUAUAUCUCCUUUUUUAAAAAAACUUGUUCUUUCUUAAUUAGAUUUUUUAAAUCAUGUCUUCUUACAGAGUGAACGCGAGCUCCUCACGUACGAUUUGCAGGUUUUUUGCUAACGGACAUUGUAGAAAUGGGCCAAAUUGCCAUUACUUGCACACACGAGAAGGAAACAGUCCACGCAAUAGAAAUAGCGAUGGCGAUGAACAAAACAGCUAUAAUACUGGAGGAAGUUCUUCUUCGACGUUACACAAGUCGAAUUCUAAUUCGAACUAUCGUAGAUCAAAUAAUAGUAAUAAUAGAGUUCCACCCGAAAGUUUACUUGUUUGCAAGUAUUUCUUGGAAGAUCGUUGUAUGUUUGGAGAUUCAUGCUGGUAUAAACAUGAAAAAUCUAAUAACACUAAAGGAAUUGAUACCGUUGAUAGUAAUGAAAAUGACUUAAAAAGUCAAAAAGACAAACAAAAAGCAAAGGAGGUUGUUGUCGAAGACGAAUAUACGUGCGCUAUUUGUUAUGAUACUCCUAAAACGUUUGGGUUGCUUAUACAUUGCGAUCAUAUAUUUUGUCGAGAUUGUAUACAAGUAUGGCGUAAAACAAGCAACGUUUCAAGCCCUUUUCAAGAUGUUGAUACCACUAAAACAUGUCCCGUAUGCAGAAAAAAUUCUCCAUAUGUUGUUCCAUCUAGUCGUUUUGCUAAAGCUGGGCCUCAAAAAGAGCAAAUCAUUUCAACAUACAAGGAAAAAAUAUCUCAAAUCCCUUGUAAAUAUUUUGAAGGGAGUGGAAAAUGUCCUUUCGCUGAUGAGUGUUUUUACCAGCAUGCUAAUCCUGAUGGAUCAAGAUGUAAGUUAGGACCUCCUAAAAAAAAAAAGCCAAGAUCAUUUAUUAGAUAUUUUUCCGCUGACGGAGAUUUAGAUUUAUCCGCUAUCUCUGAAAUUAUCGAUGGAUUUCAGUUUAAUAUUGCUGAUUGGGACGAUGAAGAUGAAGGUUCUUGGGACGAUGACGACGAUGAUGAGGAAAUCUAUUUCCAACAUCAUGGUUCAACAGAUUGGGCUUCAAAUUCAAAUGGGUGGAGUUGGGGGAUUGAAACAAACAAUGUAAUAGAACACGAUGAAGAUUGCCCACCGGAUUGGCGCAACAUUUAUUGAACUCUGCAAGAGUCAACAAAUGUUUAUUAUCUUGCACUAAUCUUAAGAUUAUAUAAACCGUAUAAACCGGCAAUAUGCGGGUAUAGUUUUAUCUUUUUUUUCUUCUUUUCUUCUUAUAUAGUAUAAAUAAAUUAUUAUGAAUAAAAUUCUUUCUUUUCAUUGUUAAUAAAAAUGGAUAUUUAUUAUAUUUAAUAUUUUCUAAAUAA
Molecule: messenger RNA, 1455 nt
Organism: Rhizophagus irregularis DAOM 181602=DAOM 197198
Lineage: Eukaryota; Fungi; Glomeromycota; Glomeromycetes; Glomerales; Glomeraceae
Biological process (GO): protein polyubiquitination
Molecular function (GO): metal ion binding; ubiquitin protein ligase activity
Source: RefSeq, a predicted model, not a curated record